Molecule: messenger RNA, 1239 nt
Organism: Prunus armeniaca (apricot)
Lineage: Eukaryota; Viridiplantae; Streptophyta; Magnoliopsida; Rosales; Rosaceae
Source: the annotation of a GenBank genome assembly
AUGUCUGAUGAAUCUGAUUCUGAGUCAGAUGACCUGUCAUACGAGUCAUUAGGAAGAAAAUAUGAUUGUUUGUUUAAAGAGACCUUGUCCUUGAAAGAAGAGAGCCUCAAACUUGAGGCAAAUAAACAAGAUCUUCAAAAUGAAAUUCUCAUCUUAAAAGAAACCAAAAAGGAGUUGAGUGACAAAUUUGAGUCUCUAGAAAAAGAAAUUGAUGCUCUUGUGUCAAUUAGGAGUAACCUCGAAAACCAAGUUAAUGUGCUCAAGGAAAGUAACAUUGGUUUCCAAAACUCAAACAAACAGCUCCUAGGUGAAUUGAAUGAAGCAAAUAGGAAGAUUAUAUCUAUGACCAUUGGUGCAUCAAAAAUUGACAAAAUGUUGAAUAUGGGAAAACUUCAUGGGGACAAAGGUGGUCUUGGAUUUAAUCACUUUGGUUCUAGUUUGUCUAGUUCUACCACUAAGUUUGUCAAAUCAGAAAAUCCAGUCACGAUUCCUCUUGAUGUUCAGCAGGUUGUCAAGAAACCUAAGUUUGUUCCAACUUGUCACAGGUGUGGGUUGACUGGUCAUAUUCGACCAGUCUGUCAUAUGUAUAGCAAAGAUAAGACCAGAAAAUUGUCUCCAAAAUCUAAAAGGAAUCCCAGAUCUUUGCAAGAUCAAGUUGAUCAUUUGCUGAAUGAGUCUACUUGGAUUGCAAGAGGUCAUACCAAAUCUCUUGUUGUGCUAAAUGCUUUUGCUGCUUCAAAUAUCAACUCUUGGUAUUUUGAUAGUGGUUGUUCCAAACAUAUGUCUGGAGAUAAAAAUGUUUUCUCAUCUCUCAGCCCCUUUGAUGGAGGCACUGUGACUUUUGGUGGAGGUCAUAGAUCUCAAGUUGUUGGAAAAGGUACUGUUUGUAUCCCUGGUCUGCCCGAGCUUAAGAAUGUUAGAUUUGUUGAGGGUCUCACAUCCAAUCUCAUUAGUGUGAGUCAGCUGUGUGAUGAUGGAAUAGUAGAAGUCAGAUUCUCCAAGCAUGGCUGCAAAAUCAUUGGAAAAGGUGGAAAUGAGAUUGUGAGCGUGGCAAGGUCUAGGGACAAUUGCUUCUGCAUUGAUGGUGUCAACGAUGCAAAAGAAAUUGUUUGCAACAAGGUUGUAAAUGAAACAAGUAUUUUGUGGCAUCAAAGGCUUGGACAUGUUAAUUUUAGAGACUUGCAUAAGUUGUCCAAGAGAGAGCUAGUAAGUGGCUUACCAAAGCUGGGAAAAAUCUGA